AUGGCGUCCUCAUCCGCCCGAUACACAUCCAUACCCAGCAGCGAAGCAGUCGACUCGAACAAUGGUUCGAUAGGCUCUUCCUCCGCCACCUCUUCCCUUAGCAACUUCGGGUAUGUCGUCUUGCGUCCGCUCCAAUCGAAUCGAUUCAGCAAUAUCGCAUCCAAAACAGGCGUAUAUGGAGCAACACUCUUCGUCUUUAUCUGCUUGGCUCUUUCCCUCCUCCUUCCCUCCUCAAUACCCUCUCCAGCAUCAGAAUCAGUAACGACACCACAAGACUUGACACCAGCUCAGAGGCGGGACCGAACACUGUCACCCACCACCUGCCGUCGCGAAUUCCCCCUCCUGUUCCCACAAUUGGACGCCAACGUAGCAGCAUGGAAAGCCAAAGGCAGCAUAUCCUACACCGAUCUCGACGAGGCAGCUCGAACCUGUGUUGAUAGAUGGGGUAUGGCUCGUGUUGUCAUCCGCGAUGGUCAACUCUAUUUGCGUCAAGUGCGUGAAGGAGGGGAAUCUCGAAUCUCUGCCCUCCUCCACUUGUUGCACACCGCCAUCAGCACCGAUCCGUCUUCCUUCUCCUCCGGCAGUGAUACGGGCAUAGAACUAGUGCUGAGCGAAGCAGAUAAAGAAGCUUCCCCCUCCUCUAACCUCAUCUGGGUUCUUAGUAAACGCGUCGACGAACCAGCAUCCAAAGGCACCUGGUUACUCCCCGACUUCGGAUUCAUCGGAUGGCCAGAAGCUGGCAUCGCAUCGUUCGACGAAUUCACCCAUCUAGGCCAACUUCAAGAUCACUUGGUCCCAUGGCACGCAAAAGGGGACAAGGCGCUAUGGAGGGGUUUAGCUAACGGCUAUGCCCCACGGAUGGAUCUUUUAGCACGAACAGAUCCGAGAAAGGUGAAGGGUGCAGAGGAAUGGGCGGAUGUCAAGCAGACAAGUUUCCACGAUGUCGGGGAGGAGUUUCAUCCCUUGAUACCGAUGCACGAACAUUGUCGUCACAAAUACCUCAUUCAAACCGAGGGAAACAGCUACUCUGGGAGGGGGAAAUUCCUUUGGAUCUGUAGAAGUGUUACAAUCUCCCACCCGCUCGAGUGGACACAGCACUUCCACCCAGCACUCAACUCUAACCCGCAAUCACCAAGGCAGAACUUUGUCGAGCUACCAGGACCCCUCUUCUCCGGUCUCGAGGAGACAAUUCGGGAGUUGCAAGAAUGGGCAUCCUAUCCAGCGAAUCAAACGCUGAAUCUUAGCGGAGCUCUAGGAGUCAAUUCUCCGCAAAAAAUAGCUGAUAAUGCAGUAGAAACACUCAGAAACAGAUACUUGACUCCCGCAGCGACAAAUUGUUACCUAAGGGCGGCACUGAAAGCGUACGAGGGGGUGUUGAAGAAAGACACUUGGCCAAUAGAAGAGAAUGCGGCGGCAUGGGAUGAGGGCGGAGUGGGCAUUCUCCCGCAAGGUGGACCAGGUGGGGGGGUUGCACCUGGUGGAGGGAAAGGGAAGGAUUUGGUGAAAGUGGGCGUGAAGGGGGACAUUGAGUAUGGAGUUUGGCUGUUGAGUGGUAGUCCGAAUUGGCCUCCAUCUCCAUCUCAGUAG
This is a messenger RNA of Ustilago hordei, 1587 nucleotides long. RefSeq lists its product as uncharacterized. NCBI's taxonomy places the organism in Eukaryota, Fungi, Basidiomycota, Ustilaginomycetes, Ustilaginales, Ustilaginaceae. The transcript has a single exon. Bases 1 to 1587 code for a protein of 528 amino acids. The record is from RefSeq and is a predicted model, not a curated record.